Tripterygium wilfordii is the source of this 2450-nucleotide messenger RNA. RefSeq names its product receptor-like protein kinase THESEUS 1. The transcript has a single exon. Gene Ontology annotation, biological process: protein autophosphorylation. The record is from RefSeq and is a predicted model, not a curated record. Lineage: Eukaryota; Viridiplantae; Streptophyta; Magnoliopsida; Celastrales; Celastraceae. The coding region runs from base 27 to 2324 and encodes 765 amino acids. Gene Ontology annotation, cellular component: plasma membrane; plasmodesma. Gene Ontology annotation, molecular function: ATP binding; transmembrane receptor protein tyrosine kinase activity.
CCGACAUUGUUGUGUUUGAUACCCAAAUGAGUAUCUCAGGUUACCCAACUCCAUAUAACUCUGCUCGCAUUUGUCGAAAAACCUGCACAUAUACUAUCAGAACUAAGCAAAGUGGCAGGUACUUUCUACGACUGCAUUUUUAUCCGAUUGAGAACCCUCAAUACAAUCUAGAAACAGCAGUAUUUUCAAUUGUGGCUAAUGAGAUUACUCUGCUUCACGGAUUUUCUUUUCGUAAGUUGGGGAAAACUAGCACUGCUUUGAUUAAGGAAUAUGCACUCCAGGUUGAUGAAACAAGUUCACAACAACAGUUAGUGCUGACAUUGUCUCCCUGGGAAAGCUCGAUUGCUUUCAUCAGUGCAAUAGAGGUUGUUUUGAUGCCAAAAGGACUAUUUCCUUCCAUUGCGGAGACUGUUCCGCCAGGGCCUGAAGUUGAGAUUCCUGGCAAUGCAGCUUUCGAGACGGCUCACAGAGUUAAUAUGGGAGGUCCACUUAUAACUCCAAGGAAUGAUUCACUCUGGAGGACAUGGGAGCCAGAUCAAGCUUAUCUGGUUAAUGCUGCUGCUGCGAGGAGUGUUUUGUCGAAUCCAAGUUCCAUAAAGUACCCUGAUGGAGUAUCAGUUGAAACUGCCCCAAACUGGGUGUAUGCAACAGCUCAAGAAAUGGCAGAUGCAAAUGUCAAUGACCAAAACUUUAACAUUUCAUGGGAAUUUGAGAUUGAGAAAGGUUUCACUCACCUGGUUAGAAUGCAUUUUUGUGACAUUGUCAGUGAAUCUCUCAAUAGUUUGGUGUUUAAUGUCUACAUUAACAGGCAAUCUGCUCUAGACUGUUUUGAUAUCUCUAGCAAGACAUUGGAAUUAUCAGCUGCUAACUUCGUAGACUUUGUUGUCAACGUUUCGAUGGACUCGAAUCAGAUUCUGGUUCAAGUAGGUCCUCCAAGUUUAAGGAAUGUCCCAACCAAUGCAAUACUGAAUGGUCUUGAGAUUAUGAAAAUCAGCAAUUCUAUUGACAGCCUUGAUGGGAAUCUUCAAUCAGGUUAUAUCAAUUCAAAUAUGCUGAAGAGGAACAACUGGAGGGUACUGGCAAUCUCUUUAUGUUCAGCAGUUUUUACAGUUUUAGUGCUCAUCUCAGCAGCUUUCUUCAUGUAUUUACGACGUCCAAAGAAGCAGAAGCAUCCGCCUGUAUCCUGGUUUCCAAUUCCCACCCAAGUGGGCAAUUCUGAAAGUAGGCUUUCAAUUGGUAUUUUAGAUUCAGCAACACAACCUAACUUAGGUCGCGUUUUAACGUUCUCCAAGAUUCUCGAGGCAACGAAGAACUUCAGUGAGAGUUUGGUUGUUGGUGUAGGUGGGUUUGGGAAGGUUUAUAGAGGAGUGCUAGAUAAUGGAGUUGCAGUUGCAGUAAAACGCGGAAACCCGGGAUCCGAGCAAGGACUUGCUGAAUUCAGGACAGAAAUUGCAAUGCUGUCUAAGCUCAAGCAUAGACAUUUAGUUUCCUUAAUAGGCUACUGUGAGGAGCUCAAUGAGAUGAUUCUGGUUUAUGAGUUCAUGUCUGCUGGUCCUCUCCGAAAGCACUUGUACGGCUCUGAUCUUCCUCCACUUACUUGGAAGCAAAGGUUAGAAAUCUGCAUUGGAGCUGCAAAAGGAUUGCAUUACCUUCACACCGGAGCAGCAGAAACCAUUAUCCACCGCGACGUCAAAACAACAAACAUACUCCUUGAUGAAAACUUCACAGCAAAAGUUGCAGAUUUCGGUUUGUCUAAGUUAGGACCAACUUUGGACCAAACCCAUGUGAGUACUGCUGUGAAGGGAAGCUUUGGAUACCUUGAUCCAGAGUACUAUAGACGACAACAACUUACCGAAAAAUCUGAUGUUUAUUCAUUUGGAGUAGUACUAAUGGAGGUUUUAUGUGCUAGGCCUGCUAUAAACCCUGCACUUCCAAGAGAGCAAGUCAAUAUAGCUGAAUGGGGCAUGAUUUGGCAAAACAAGGGUCAUCUGGAAAAGAUUAUCGAUCCUCGUCUCGUAGGAUCUAUCAACCUUGAUUCGCUAAGAAAAUUCGGAGAAACGGCAGAGAAGUGUCUAGCUGAAUAUGGGAUUGAUAGGCCAACGAUGGGAGAUGUUCUAUGGAAUUUGGAGUAUUCUCUUCAACUGCAAGAGGCUUCUAUACAGAAUACCUCAUUGGAUAACAAUGCAAACUACAUUCCAGGCAUCGCGGAACGGAUACCUGAAAUUGAAUCAGUUGAUGGUGAAGACAGUAUCAGCGAUCGAGCGUCGAAUACAGCCACAUCUAGUGGAGUGUUUUCACAGUUGAUGGAUCCAAAGGGAAGAUAAGAUAACUCUCUAAACUAUUUCAGUCUUGCUGACAUUUUAUUAGCAGUAUCUGAUCAACUGAUGACUUCAUAUUAGUAAUGUUAGUGUAUGAUCAUGACUUUUAACAGUGAAAACGGAAGCAUAUGU